CAACGAUGAAUUCAAAUGGUUCCGGGGUCACCUUCCGGCUAUUUUGCAUUCUGCCUUAUUAAAACAUUACAGCUGGUCAGCAUAACAUUAAGUCUCUAUUCAUAAACGUAAUCUUGCAUCCUAGCAUAAACUUUAACAUACAGCGUUAACACGAACAAAAUGUUGACGUUCGUAUUGAAGCUUCAAAUGAACUGUUAUCCUGUCGUGUGCUACAAUAAUUCGUCCAAAAGCGUUAUAAUAUAACAACAAUUUACCCAUAUAACCUGAAACAGCGACAGUCACAUAUUAUGCGUAAUACUGACGUUUUAGUAUGAAUAUGUACAUCUAAUCACCGUUCUUGAAUAAUAUUAAUGAAGUUCCGGUAUGUUUUGUGAGGAUGUCAGUUAUGUGUUAUUCAGGUUCCCGUUCGGCUGUCGGAGGUUUCGGUGGUCACUGAUCCCAGCCCCUAAUAAAACACACUAUGUGUUGGGCCACCCUCGCCUGUCGACUCCCCUAAAUGCGCUGCAAACGCCGAAAAGACUUAUCGGGUUUUUGCCGGAGCAGCCCAACAGAGAUCCGGAGAGUUGGCAGUGUUUUUGUAGGCAGUGUCCAGGGGGUGCGGCCUACCGAGACCGCGGAUCGGUGCGAGGAUUUACGGCCUUCAAAAACACCAUAAGUUUUUUAUUAUUAAACUUAUAUUUCCAAGAAUGACCAUGCGUGGAACCCGCUUAUGAAAAAGGGCUGUACCAAGGUGAUGAAAAGGAUCAAGCUCCUUUGCACGUUUGGCUGAUGCUCACAUCCAUGUCAGUUCGCUGCUAUAUCAAACCACAAAGUGUUCCUGAAAACAUUAUUACAUAUAAGUAGUUUUUUUCUUCAUUUGUCAUUCUCACGAGCUGUCAAAAUAAGUUCCUCUUUGCCUCCCCACCUUUCCCAUCGUGGGCAGUCCAACAAUCCCUUCCACUUAAAUUCACCUGGAAAGAGGUUGAACUACGGCACAAAGCUGAAUCCAUACAGCCGAGCCCGGAUGACGGAGGCAUGGCAGCAGCAUGCUGUUGCCCCGCCUCCAGUUGUGCACACCAUCCCACCAGGGGCGGACACACUGGGCUGCACCGUCUACGGCAUCGUUCUCCAGCCAGACACGGCAUUGCAACAACAACAACAACAGCAGCAACAAUCCCAGCAGCAGCAGCAACAACAACAGCAGCAUCACAAUCAGCAGCACAACCAGCAGCAGCAUGCGGCACAAGCGCAGCAACCCUCCUUGCAUGUCGGGAGCGAAGGAGGACACAAGUGUGGUGCGUGUGGCCAUGACAUCUCCCAUCUGGCUAAUCCUCAUGAGCACCAGUGCAUGGUGAGCCAAGACCGUUCAUUUCAGUGCACGCAGUGUCUGAAAAUCUUCCACCAAGCCACUGACCUGUUGGAGCACCAGUGUGUACAGGUGGAGCAGAAACCCUUUGUGUGCGGGGUGUGCAAGAUGGGCUUCUCCCUGUUAACUUCUCUAGCGCAACAUCACAAUGCCCAUAACAGCGGCAACCCAAUGAAGUGCUCCAUAUGUGAAAAAACAUAUCGGCCGGGUUCUGGAAAUGCCACACCAACUUCGUCAACGGCCACUCCAGGGCAACCAUCCACCGACGAAGCGUCAUCCAGUGGCAGCGCUGCCGUUGGGACAUCAGGCCAGCCUACUUUCGAGCCUUCGCAACCUGACAGGCCCUACAAGUGUUCGGUGUGCUCCAAGGGCUUCCGUCACUUAUCUGAGCUCACCCGUCAUGAACGAGUCCACACGGGCGAGAAGCCUUUUAAAUGUGAAACUUGUGACAAAAGCUUCAGCCAGUCCUCUCAUCUAGCCCACCACCAGCGUACCCACAGCUCCGAACGGCCGUUCAAGUGUGCGGUGUGUGAGAAGAGCUUCAAGCACCGAUCUCACCUAGUCCGUCACAUGUACGCCCACUCAGGUGAGCACCUGUUCAAGUGCAACCUUUGCGAGUUGCACUUCAAAGAGUCUUCCGAGCUCCUCCACCACCAGUGUCAGCCGCAAGGUGCUCGGCCGUUUCGCUGCGCCACUUGCGGGAAGGGCUUCAAGCGUCCGUCCGACUUGAGACAGCACGAACGCACCCACUCGGAGGAACGCCCAUUCCACUGUGAAGACUGCCAGAUGAGCUUUAAACAACAGUAUGCCCUGGUGCGCCACAGGCGAACGCACAAGCCCUCCGCCGACCGCCCCUUCAAAUGUAACCUGUGCGACAAGGGCUUCCUGCAGCCGUCCCACUUGUUGUACCACCAGCACGUUCAUGGCAUGGACAACCUUUUCAAAUGCGCCUCUUGUGGAAAGGGCUUUAGCCAGUCCGGGGAGCUGCUCCGUCACAAAUGUGGUGAGUCGACCUCGCCACCCACAAAUCCAGACAAGCCCUACAAGUGCGACGUUUGCGGAAAGGCCUACAAAAAGGCCACCACGCUACAGCGGCAUCAGAAUUCCCACUGCACCGAGAAGCCUCUCAAAUGCUCACUGUGUGACCGACGCUUCCUGUCCUCCUCAGAGUUCGUGCAGCACCGAUGCGACCCAUCCCGGGAGAAGCCCUUGAAGUGUCUGGACUGCGAGAAGCGUUUCAAAUACUCUUCGGAGAUGCAGCGACACAGGCGUGUCCAUACUGGCGAGAAGCCCUACAAGUGCGCCAGUUGCGACAAGGGCUUCAAGCAGCGUGAACACCUGGCCAAGCAUCAAAGCGUGCAUGCAAGAGAUGCCCAGUUUAAAUGUGUAUGGUGUGGAGAGCGAUUCACUGAUCUAGGAGCCCUUCAGGAGCAUACUGUCCAGCACACAGCUGAGGGUGGGGGGUACCCUGUGUCCUCUCUCAUUCAGUAAUUUGUGCCCCUGAUUACCAUUUGCAAAGGUAUUAUCAAUCACCGCAAACUACUCCAGUCAAAUGAAUUCUUACAAGGCCCAGUAACCUCAUAAUACCUCAUUUUCUUCUAAACACAUGCAUAUGGUCAACUAGUUGUUAUUCCCUUUUUGAUAUCAAGAGGCAUACUUUAAUUGGAUUUUAUUGGCAAAAAGUUAUCGAUCUCUAUCUAAAUCCUGGGAAGAGGCAGGGGGAGAUCUCCAAACUCUGUCCCAGAUAGCACUGUGAUCCUAGUCCCGUAGGUCGGUAUUUGCCCUGCAUGGUGGCUCCUUGACCCAACGUGGCUCACAAUGCCCCCAUCAGAUCUCUAGAGCACAAGACAAAAAAACAAUUCUGCAACUAAUUGUUCAGGCUUGAUUCUAUCAUAUUCUUUCAUUUUGGUCGUACCUAGAAUGGUUGAAAUACUGCUUACUGUGUGCCUCUAUGUUAACAGCUAUUCUGAUCACUAGCCUUGCCUCCAGUAUGAGUAUGUUUUACACACAUUUAGAGCAACUCUGGCAGCCUACUGUGCGCAUUUAGUUCACCCCAAAGCUAAUGACAAAACAAAAAGGGGGACAAAUUUGUGCUGUUGAAACUGUCUUGUCUAUGUCAGUGUUGACCUUCCCCUCAUUGUGGCAACUAAUGGUAUGUACCAAAAACCAUCACUGUACUGUACCAGAACUUAAACGGGGCAGAUCAUUAACCAGCAGAAGUAUAACGACCUCAGACGGUCUCUACAUUUCACUGAGAUUAUACAUAAAUAUAUAGAAUCUAUAUAGAAAUGUAAACCUCAAUCUUGUAUACAAACAGUUCAUAUUAACACAGGAAUCAGUACAGCUGUCCUGAAAAUUGCCUAAAAAAAAACCUGCAAAGGCUUCCUGUAUUACUGUAUGUACAUAGUAUGGAUGCAACUUGUUUACCAGUCCUGUCAUUAGAUAUUGCGUUGUCUUUUUUAAACUGCACCACAAUUUUAUAAGUAGCUUUUCAUGUGAAGGUCUGAUUCAUAUAUUCUUUAAGUUUUGUUUUCCGAUUUGCCUUUUAAAUUAAUUUCAGCCUCUUUGUAGAUGUAGUUUGGAUUGUUAUUGGUGUGUUCAGGGUUGUGUGAAAGUUGACUGUUUUUAUAAAGGUUUUUACCCCUUGUCCGGCCACCCACUCCACCAUACAGGACUCUUGUAGGCCUACUUGUACAGUACCCUAAGUGUCAUUCUUCCUCUGCUGUUUAGAUUUAUCCACGUGUCUGAUCUGCCAACACCGUGUCCUGCCUGCAGUCAUUUGCCUUUCGCAACAUGACGGCGAGUCAUUUAUUGUUAUUCUUUUAUAAAAACCAUAAGAUCAAAGACUUUCAAAAUGGAUUUUCAGUUCCCCCCAGAAUCAAGGAGGGAAAGUGAUUGUUUGGGCCUCUAAGGCCUUGACUUAAAUGCACGUCAUUCUGACGUUUUUGUUCGUGAAUGUCUGUGUUGCAUACUCAUCAAAUAAUAACCAGUAUGUUCUUUUGAAAAGGUUUUUUAAACUGACACUUACUACAAUCGUAGUAUAUACAUGUACAUGUUUUAGAGGGAACAGGUUGAUUUAUACUACUGCGUCAGACCUAAGGUGUAGCCUUUACGCUGUAGGCUAUGCAUCAGUUUUCAUUUAUACUUUUGCAUCGUUGUCUGCAUCGAUGUGCAGUACACGUCCACGGUCAUGUUGCUGGUGUAGCCCGCAGUACUGUGACAAAAGUCGAAGUAGAAGCAGCUCAUCGGAGAAGCAUAAUCGCUGUGACGUGGCAAAUUAAUUUUAAAUAAUUAUUUAAAACUACAAAAGGAGACAACAGUGGAACAGAACAAGAUUGCAUUAUUUCAGUCUCCACAAGGACUUGUAUCACGGCAGAUCAACAUUGUUUGUCACGGACAACUACUGAUGUAUAAUACUAUGUAGUAUAAUAAAUAAGACACUUGUUCUUUGCUUUGUUUUAUUUUACAUAAAAAGGCGUAACAUUAUUAUAUAUUAAAAUGCACCUAAACACACAAAACUCAAGUAUAUGAAGGGAGGGGUUCAAGCAGACCAAUCAUAGUGCUUGUUGUCCGCGUUGAAUUGACGUACUGUUAGAUUUUUGGAGAGGUGCACAUCAGGCUACGGCAUAAAAAAGUGCAUCUACGCGUUGGCUACAGCGUAGGUCUGAUGGAGUAGUAUAAAUCAGCCUUAAGUGGUACUCAUUCAAGAGUAAUCUUUGGAUUUUCAAUCACAUACUCUACUUUUUUAAUAUUAGAAGAAGCUACCACAUUUGUAUUGGUUUAUAAAUCUGAAUUUGAAUAGAACAAGCUGUCCAAGUUUUGAUUUGCAGAGGGGCUUUUUUUUUUACUGUAGGCAUUCAAUCAGUGAGCAGUUGGAUUUGGCAACUAUGUUGUGUUUUUUAUGUUUUCACGUUUAUUACUUUUUUAUUAAUAUUGUUUAAAAUCUCUAUAUAAAUAUCUAUAUACUUGGCAGACGUGUCAGGACCACAGGAGAACGUUAAGAUUGAUGACCUUCCUCUAUGGUUUUGAGACCCCUCCACCCCGUGCAUGCCUGCUGUGUUAGUUCCCGUAAUCUGUUCCAAGUAUCUGCACUUCCGAGUGCACAUAUUUCACCUUGAUUUUUUUUCAAAUUGUAGAUUGUGAAUGAGCUAGUAAGAAAACUUCAUGUGGCGGUUGAUGUGAUAUUCAUGCUUAAAUAUCUGUAUGUAGCAUUUAAUACACACAGCACUAACUAAUAAACCUUUUCAUAAUGC
Molecule: messenger RNA, 5598 nt
Organism: Carassius auratus (goldfish)
Lineage: Eukaryota; Metazoa; Chordata; Actinopteri; Cypriniformes; Cyprinidae
Product: zinc finger protein 319-like
Exons: 2
Coding region: 1004-2836 (610 amino acids)
Biological process (GO): regulation of transcription by RNA polymerase II
Cellular component (GO): nucleus
Molecular function (GO): RNA polymerase II cis-regulatory region sequence-specific DNA binding; DNA-binding transcription activator activity, RNA polymerase II-specific
Source: RefSeq, a predicted model, not a curated record